AUGCCGACCCCCGCCGUUGAGCCCGACGCCGCCGCGAUUGAACGGGCCAUGCAACCCUUGCCGGGCAUCGUGCCAGUCGCUGCGAUCGGGACGCCCGUCAUGGACGGCCGCUUGCGAUUGCAAUAUUCCAGGCAAAACUACCUGAUGGAGGAUGCGGGUGUUGGUUCAUUUGUCCACUUUGACGCGACUGACCUAUACAGCUGUGGAUUCAAGAACACGAGCACGAACAUUGGCUGCGCAAGCAGCACCACUGGAGGGUGUGGCAUUCUUGAAGGCGGAUGUGGCGCCAGCGGCUCACCUAGUUGUGCGUGCAGCAUCGGCGGGGGUGCGGCUGUGGAUCGAGCAACAGCGAAGGUGGUGGAGGACGUUGCGAAAGUAGUUCCUCGACUGGUUAGCAUUCAACGCAGGUGCUGCCAUGAUUGA
This is a messenger RNA of Aphanomyces invadans, 423 nucleotides long. RefSeq lists its product as hypothetical. The coding region runs from base 1 to 423 and encodes 140 amino acids. The transcript has a single exon. Lineage: Eukaryota; Oomycota; Saprolegniomycetes; Saprolegniales; Verrucalvaceae. The record is from RefSeq and is a predicted model, not a curated record.